Messenger RNA from Phragmites australis (common reed), 2170 nucleotides. RefSeq names its product protein NRT1/ PTR FAMILY 6.3-like. The transcript is spliced from 3 exons. Gene Ontology annotation, molecular function: nitrate transmembrane transporter activity. Gene Ontology annotation, biological process: response to nitrate; oligopeptide transport; transmembrane transport. The coding region runs from base 35 to 1759 and encodes 574 amino acids. Lineage: Eukaryota; Viridiplantae; Streptophyta; Magnoliopsida; Poales; Poaceae. Gene Ontology annotation, cellular component: membrane. The record is from RefSeq and is a predicted model, not a curated record.
CACCAAGGCCUCCUCCUCCGGUCUCGAUCACAAGAUGGCGGCGCUUCCGGAUACCGCGGCGGAGGGCGCGGGCAAGACCAUGAUGGACGCGUGGGACUACAAGGGCCGCCCCGCGGUGCGCGCCUCUUCUGGCGGCUGGUCCUCCGCCGCCAUGAUCCUGGGCGUCGAACUCAACGAGCGCCUCACCACGCUCGGCAUCGCCGUUAACCUCGUCACCUACCUCACCGCCACCAUGCACCUCGGCAGCGCCGCCUCCGCCAACGCCGUCACCAACUUCCUCGGCACCUCCUUCUUGCUCUGCCUCCUCGGGGGCUUCGUCGCCGACACCUACCUCGGCAGAUACCUCACCAUCUCCAUCUUCACGGCCGUCCAAGCCGCCGGCAUGACGAUCCUGACCAUCUCGACGGCGGCGCCGGGGCUGCGCCCGCCGGCCUGCGCGGACCCCACGGGUGCCAGCAGCAGCUGCGUGCCGUCGAACGGGACGCAGCUGGGAGUGCUGUACCUGGGUCUGUACCUCACGGCGCUGGGCACGGGGGGCCUCAAGUCCAGCGUGUCCGGCUUCGGGUCCGACCAGUUCGACGAGUCCGACGCCGGCGAGAGGAGCCGCAUGGCGCGUUUCUUCAGCUGGUUCUUCUUCUUCAUCAGCAUCGGCUCGCUGUUCGCCGUCACCGUGCUGGUGUACGUGCAGGACAAGUUCGGGCGGCGCUGGGGUUACGGCAUCUGCGUGGCCGCCAUCCUGGUGGGACUGGUGGUGUUCCUGGCUGGCACGACCAUGUACCGGUUCAAAAAGCUGGUGGGGAGCCCGCUGACGCAGAUCGCAGCCGUGACGGCGGCGGCGUGGAGGAAUCGCGCGCUGCCGCUGCCGUCGGACCCGGCCAAGCUGUCCGACGUGGACGUCAACGGCAAGCAGAGGCUGCCGCACACCAAGCAAUGCAGGUUCCUUGAGCGGGCGGCGAUCGUGGAGCCGUCGAGCAAGUGGGCGGCGUGCACGCUGACGGACGUGGAGGAGGUGAAGCAGGUGGUGCGCAUGCUUCCGACGUGGGCGACCACCAUCCCCUUCUGGACGGUCUACGCGCAGAUGACCACCUUCUCCGUCUCCCAGGCGCAGGUCAUGGACCGCCGCCUCGGCGCCUCCUUCGUCAUCCCCGCCGGCUCCCUCACCGUCUUCCUCGUCGGCUCCAUCCUCCUCACCGUACCCGUCUACGACCGCCUCAUCGUGCCCCUCGCCCGCCGCUUCACCGCCAACGCGCACGGCCUCUCCCCGCUCCAGCGCAUCUUUGUCGGCCUCCUCCUCUCCAUCCUCGCCAUGGUCGCCGCCGCGCUCACGGAGCGCAGCCGCCUCGCCGCGGGCGCCGCCACCCCGUCCGUCUUCCUACUCGCGCCACAGUUCUUCCUCGUCGGCGCCGGCGAGGCCUUCACCUACAUCGGGCAGCUGGACUUCUUCCUGCGCGAGUGCCCCAAGGGCAUGAAGACCAUGAGCACGGGGCUCUUCCUUAGCACGCUCGCGCUGGGCUUCUUCUUCAGCACCGCUCUCGUCAGCGUUGUGCACACGGUCACCACUUCCGGCGGCCGGCAGCCUUGGCUCGCAGACAACCUCGACGAGGGUAGGCUCUACAACUUCUACUGGCUGCUAGCCGCGAUCAGCGCCGUGAACCUGCUAGCCUUUGUGGUCGUGGCCAAAGGCUACGUGUACAAGGAGAAGCGACUGGCGGACGCUGGUAUCCAGCUUGCCGACGAUGACCUCGUUGUCCACGCCUGAUUGAUCAUAUGUAGAUGCAUGCAUCGGCUGACGACGAACUUAGGCGCGAGCAUGCAAGCCGGCAAUGGUGGUUCAUGCAUGAGUAAUCAAACUAUGCAUAGAGCUAGCUCCAUCAUAUCGAUAUCUUACCUUAGUUUAGGAGGCAGGGCAGGGCAGCGCAGCACAGCUUCCUGCGUUUUGUCCGGCCGGUCGAUCGGCUUCUUAUAUCAAUUCUUCUUCCAUUAAUUGGAGGGGUUCGUCUGUAUUAUCCAUGUGUUUGGCACGUGAUGGUGAUGAAAAUUGUAGGGAUGAAUAAUUUGAGAUUACUACUAGCUAGGCUUAAGCACACCCAAAAUGGGGAUCUAGCUAGCUAGAUGGCUCUGCUUCCUGCAAAUUGUACUGGUACUUUGUAACUUCCUCGCAUGAAUAAAA